AGCAGGAUCCAGCAGGAUCCAGCAGGAUCAAGCCAUGCUCCAAGCAGUGGUCUGGACCCUGCGGUGCCUGCCUCACUCCAACCCGGGCCUCUUUGUGAGGAGGCAGAGCAGUAGAGUAGCCCAGCGCGGAGUCCUGGCGAAGCGCGUGGCUGUGCUCACGGGGUCCACUGACGGGAUUGGCUUUGCCAUUGCCCGGCGUCUGGCCCAGGACGGGGCCCACGUGGUUAUCAGCAGCCGGAAACAGCAGAAUGUGGAGCAUGCAGUGGCCACGCUGCAGGGGGAGGGGCUGAGUGUGGCUGGCACCGUGUGCCAUGUGGGAAAGGCUGAGGACCGGCAACGGCUAGUGGCCAAGGCCUUGGAGUACUGUGGAGGCGUGGAUAUCCUGGUGUGCAAUGCUGGCGUCAACCCUUUUGUGGGGAGCACUCUGGGGGCCAGUGAACAGGUGUGGGACAAGAUCUUGGACACGAAUGUGAAGGCCCCAGCCCUGUUACUGAGUCAGCUCCUGCCUCACAUGGAGAAGAGAGGGAACGCUGCUGUCAUCUUGGUCUCUUCUGUCUCAGCUUACUUUCCAAUCGUGGAGCUGGGUGCCUACAAUGUCAGCAAGACAGCCCUGCUAGGUCUCACUAGGACACUGGCCCUGGAGUUGGCUCCCAAGAACAUCCGGGUGAAUUGUCUGGUUCCAGGAGUUAUUAAGACUGACUUCAGCAAAGUGAUACAUUGCAACGAGGCUAUCUGGAACCAGUUAAAGCAGAGCCACCAGUUACAGAGGAUUGGGAAGCCUGAAGACUGUGCGGGACUCGUGUCUUUCUUGUGCUCUGAAGAUGCCAGCUACAUCACCGGGGAGAACAUUGUGGUGGCCGGCUGUUCUUCUCGGCUGUGAGGUCAUUGGAGGGCUGGUCAU
Molecule: messenger RNA, 901 nt
Organism: Acomys russatus (golden spiny mouse)
Lineage: Eukaryota; Metazoa; Chordata; Mammalia; Rodentia; Muridae
Gene: Dhrs2
Product: dehydrogenase/reductase 2
Exons: 8
Coding region: 35-880 (281 amino acids)
Molecular function (GO): carbonyl reductase (NADPH) activity
Source: RefSeq, a predicted model, not a curated record